AUGAUAUCCACACAUUUUAUCCAUUAUUUAACUUAUUGUUUCGACUAUUUUCUCAAUACUUUUAAUAUAAUUUUGGUGACAUUAUUCGGUCUCGGGUCAUGGUGCAUUGUCAAUGGCCUAUGGGUUGAAUUGCCAGAACUAGUUGAAGCAUUGCCAGAAGGAUGGAAUUUGCCUACUUAUUUAUCCCUGAUAAUUCAAGUGAGUACUUUAAUAGAAUCCUGA
This is a messenger RNA of Protopolystoma xenopodis, 222 nucleotides long. The record is from the annotation of a GenBank genome assembly. NCBI's taxonomy places the organism in Eukaryota, Metazoa, Platyhelminthes, Monogenea, Polystomatidea, Polystomatidae.